AUGCACAUCAAUACAUCAGGACUGUUAGCACUGAUCUGUUUGCAUGUAUGCUUCCCCACUCCAGUGAACUCAUGGUGGUUACUCUCCAAAGCUGAUACGUCAUCACCCAACUCUGCAAGUUCACCAAUUCUUUGUAAAAAUGUGCCCGGACUAACACCCCAACAGAAACGAAUGUGCCAUGAAAAUCCCAAUGUUAUAAAAUACUUGAUUUCCGGACUUCGCAGCGCUCUUCAUACAUGUGAAUACACGUUCCAACGAGAAGCGUGGAAUUGUACAUUGACAUUACCUGGUGUCGGAACUUCUCCUCUCCAGAUUGCCUCCCGUGAAUCAGCUUAUGUAUACGCGAUUUCUGCCGCCGGUGUGUCACAUUCUCUGGCUCGUGCUUGUUCAAAGGGCCUUAUCGACGACUGUGGUUGUGGAGAAACACCACAAGGAUCCGACAGUGUCUCAAUCUCAUCGAGAUCUCGUUCUCCGAGUGAUUUUGUUUGGGCUGGAUGUUCAGACAAUGUCAAGUUUGGCAACUCUUUUGGCCGAAAAUUCGUUGACCAAUACGACCGUCAACAUGCGACCGAGCCUCGUUCCCAGAUGAAUUUGCACAAUAAUCGAGUCGGGCGACGUCUCCUUGCCAAUGCGAUGAACAGAGAAUGCAAAUGUCAUGGAGUUUCGGGAAGUUGUGUUACAAAAACUUGUUGGAAAGUGAUGCCGAAAUUCGAUGAGUUUGCUGCACGACUUCAUGAAAAGUACCAGCUUGCGAAGCUUGUCACCAACAACGAUCAAAAACUAUUCGUAAGAAGCACUCCGUCUGCAGGACUAUCGGGGGGAAGAACAGAGAGAUACGUCAAAACUUUGGAAGCUUCUUCAAAGCAAAUGCGAAACGAACUGAUUUACCUCGAUGCUUCUCCCAACUAUUGUGCAAUUGACGUCAAGGAUCGUGAAUGUGGUGAGAACUGUCAGAAUAUCUGUUGCGGCAGAGGAUGGCGAACAACGCGCGAAAUCGUCGACGAGCCGUGUCAUUGCCAGUUCGUGUGGUGCUGUGAAGUCAAAUGUAAAACGUGCAAAAAACUGGUUGAACGAAACUUCUGUCUUUAA
Caenorhabditis remanei is the source of this 1089-nucleotide messenger RNA. RefSeq lists its product as uncharacterized. The record is from RefSeq and is a predicted model, not a curated record. Gene Ontology annotation, molecular function: cytokine activity; frizzled binding. The coding region runs from base 1 to 1089 and encodes 362 amino acids. Gene Ontology annotation, biological process: cell fate commitment; canonical Wnt signaling pathway; multicellular organism development. Gene Ontology annotation, cellular component: extracellular region. The transcript has 6 exons. NCBI's taxonomy places the organism in Eukaryota, Metazoa, Nematoda, Chromadorea, Rhabditida, Rhabditidae.